UGCAGAAGGGCCGUGCUUCCACCUCUCUCCCGGAUCUGUGUGACCAGCCUGCUGCUAUGGAUGCACACCGGAGCUCCCUGCCUGCAGCCCUCCUGCUCUGCCUCUUCCUCUGGGAUAUCCCCUGCUGCCAGCAGGCAUCCAUCCCCAGCCACCAACAGCAGCAGAGGGCACUGAGAAGGCACCGCAGAGAUAGCACGCUGCCCCCAGCAGCCAGCCGGGCAGUGCCAGUGGUGCCCCACGACUACAUGCUGUCCAUUUACAGGACUUUUUCUGCAGCUGAAAGACUUGGGAUCAAUGCCAGCUUCUUCCAGUCUUCCAAGUCUGCCAACACCAUCACUGGCUUUGUGGACAGGCACCGGGACGAUCUCUCCCACUCUCCUGCUAGAAGACAGAGGUAUUUGUUUGAUGUGUCCACGCUGUCAGACAAAGAGGAGCUGGUGGGAGCUGAAUUGAGGAUCUUUCGGAAAGCUCCCAUGGAGCUGGCCAAAGCCCCUUUGGGGCUGUACCACCUGCAGAUAUCAUCCUGCACAUCCCAAGCCCCAUUGGAUGCCAGGACACUGGACCUGCGGGAUACUAUUUUGCCUGGCUGGGAAGUGUUUGAUGUGUGGAAAAGUCUGCACAGCCUGAGCGCAGCCAGAAAACAGCUCUGCUUGGAGCUAAAGGCCACAUCAAGCACCUCUGGGUUGGAGGUGAAUCUAAGGGGACUAGGCUUGGCCAGGAAACCUAAGUCCUAUCAGGAAAAAACACUUUUAGUGGUGUUCACAAAGUCCAAAAGGAAAAAUCUCUAUAAUGAGCUAAAGGAACAGGUCCAUUCAGCCAAAGGUUGGGAAAAAGAAGCCAAAUUUCAAUUUAAAACCAAGAGAAAGAGAAGGACAACUUUUAAUAGUCGUCAUGGCAAACGACAUGGAAGGAAAUCUCGAGUGAGGUGCAGCAAAAAACCACUCCAUGUGAAUUUUAAGGAAUUGGGAUGGGAUGAUUGGAUUAUAGCCCCAUUAGAAUAUGAAGCCCAUCACUGUGAGGGUGUCUGUGACUUUCCUUUGAGGUCUCACCUGGAGCCCACAAACCAUGCCAUUAUCCAGACACUAAUGAACUCUAUGGACCCAGGAUCUACCCCUCCAAGCUGUUGUGUGCCAACAAAAUUGACUCCUAUCAGUAUUCUAUACAUUGAUGCGGGUAAUAACGUGGUCUAUAAACAAUAUGAAGAUAUGGUUGUAGAGUCUUGUGGCUGCAGGUAGCAGUGGGUUUAGAUGUUCUCAGUGUCAUAGUAGAAUAUGAUGGAGAAUAUAAGAGAACUCAAGGACAAGAGAGGGCUGGCCCAGGACGGAGUUGGGUAAAACUUCAAUAAGUGAGAGUGAGUAGUAACCUGUGCCUGGCAUGCCCCUUACCCUAGCAGGAUUUAUCAUUGGCUGCAAACUAGGCACUACUGGUCAGUGAUGGCAUUGCAUGGACUGUGCUGCUCACAGACAUUUUACAAGCAAAGCAAUUUGAUUCCUCCAAUAGGGUGAACAAUGCCAGCUGCUUACAACAUAAUUUAGGUCAUAUUUUUAGAACUUCACUGAAAGAAAUUGCAUUAUUAUCUGAUCCUUCAUUUGGAAUGGGGUUGUAUAGAUGAAUUACUGGUGGUAUCAAACGUUCAAGAAAAUAGAUUUAUUGGGGAAUGAGUGGUCUGAUUACAGAUCUGUACAAGGUUCAGGUUACAGAACUGGUCAAUGUAGGUGGAGGGGAUGUUAUGGUGGUAUGGUCAAUGUAGGUGGAGGGGAUGUUAUGGUGGUACUUUGUCAAAACCCUCCAUCCUCCACUUAAAAAACAAACAAAAAACAAAUCUGCUAGACCCAAAGCCAUACAAACCCAGUAGAGAGGGUCACGUCUGGAUAGCAAAGGAUUAUGUUGCUAGCUUGUCUGUUGAUUUUUGGAGUGUACACAAGAUGCAGUGACAGGCACCUGUUCAAACUGAGUCCAUUUAAGAUUACAGGAAAGCAAUAGUUUGUCCUUUUCAUGGGCUGGCAUGCGGAGAGUAAUGGAGGCAGUUAACCAGAGAGGCCCCAAUAAAAGUUUUUUUCUGAAAUUCCCGCUACCUUCUUUAUCACAGAGCUAUGUAAUGGUAUGUGUUGCUUCUAAGGGGGGUGUAAUGUGCUGUGCACAAUACCUGGACCAUGAAGAGUAAAUAGGAAGGGGGUGAGGUGACGAGGGUCGGUGGUGGUAGAAGUGAGGUAUCCUAUGGAGAAUUUGAGAUUGAGAAAGAAUCAGAAGAGUAAUAAACUAAAUAAUGAGGGAACAUAUUUCAAAUCAAACUCUCGUGAAGUAUACAUAGUGCAAUUAUGUUCAUCUGUGAGCCACAUCUUUCAGUUUUCAGCCACUUAAAUGAAAACUCCACUUUAUUGGGGGGUUUCUUUUCAUAUGCAAAAUAGAACCAAUUUAUCUAUUUCACAAAUAUAACUACUUUCCUAACUUCAAUCGUUUGCUAGAUACAUUCUCUAGUAGAGUGCACAUUGGUUGGUCCUCUUUUUCAACUUCCUCCAUCUAUUGUGAGCCAUUGACACGGAAUCAAUGGUACAUCCAGCCCACACCUGUGUAGUGCGGUCAAGUCUUUGCUCUAUCUUUUUAAAAAUUCCGGUGAUGUUGGUGAGAUAACGCGUCACUUGGUCCAGUCAUAGCUAGAGGGCUCAAGACCAACAACCCAUCAAAGAUGAACAUAACUGCAGGAGACAUAAGGGCCUAGACACACUGUAGCAGAGAGUUUAUCUUGAAAACAAUACAGUAUAUUAUAAGGGCCAUAUUUGACACCUAGUACAUGCUUUGUUUUGUAUGCCAAACAUAACAGUUAUAGGAUUUCUUCUCUCCUAACCCUGGUAAUCUGGGUGAAUAAAUUAUCUUUCUUUGAAAAUGACCCCUAUUGGAAAAACCGCUGGAAAAGUACAUUUGGGAUCUUUAUUAAAUGUGCAUAAACCCUCAAACUGAUCCCAUUUGUUAAAACUCCAGGUUGAACCAAAUUGCCAAGCCAGAGAAAUAAAAAUAUUAUUGAAUUUAAGACUUAUUAUAGUAGACAAUUUUAAAUGUAACCACCACCUGUUGCACUUCCUUAUCGGGAUUAUGGAGAUCACAAGCCACAUAGGCUUUAAGUUGAGCCCUACAUUGGCUCAGCCGCCUGAUCUAAUAAUUUUGCCAAUUUGGCCCUCAACAGUUGCAAUAACGAGAGCAGAAAAUGAGGCCAUCACCCAAUAUCACAUGGAAGUAGGUUCGGGGAGUAGAACACUAUAAUUAAGGUAAAAAAGGCGGAUGUGUUUGGUUGAUAAAUAUGGUUGGUUGAUAACAACAUGCAUGUGGAUUCAAUUGCCAGUGCUUAAAUAGUAGGGUGAUAUGUGCUGCCAAUUUGCAUUAAAAACCAUUAGUAGUCCAGUUGUAAUCAUUGUAGCAGAUACCUUCAAUUAGUACCUUCCCCACAAUGUGGCUGUAUGCGUCACAUAUUUGAUUGGACUAAAAUAAACCAUUAAGAUGGGGCUUCAGGAAUAGUGCAAAAAAGUGUACAUGAGAGAAGUUUUGUAAGGAGAUAAAGGUGAGAUAUAGGGGAGAAGAAAAUGAUAAUAGCUACAUAUAAAGAUGUCUUAUAAUACAUUUUCCCAUGGAUAGUAAAAGGUGUCACUAGUUUUCCCAACAUUCCUGUAAGAUUACAGCCCAAAUGAGCCUGGGGCCAAAGAAAGAAGAAAAAGAUUUGUGCAAGAUGAUAAUUACCAGUUAAGUGGAUUCUAAGUCUCAGUCUGAAAAAUCUUCAAACAAAGCAAUGUAUGACUUAGAUUAAAGUAGUUGCAAAUUGCAAUGAAUAUAUUUUUCUUUGCAAGAGCACUAAAACAGCAAGUCAGGCUGAGUAAGCUAUGGUUUCCCUGCUGUUGUUCAGCUCACAGCUGCGGACAUGCUCUUCUACCAGCCAGGAGAUAGUGGGCCUCAUUCAGAUAAGAGAGAAAUCACACAAUUUUCCGAUAAUCUGAAAACUGUGCAUGGGCAGGACCCGUACUGUGCAGGUGCAGUAUGAGUUAUCUCUAGUAUUGGCACUUAUACCUACCCAAUGCUGGGUGCAAGAGAUCCAUCUGCAACAGAUCCGACGGCAUACGCAACUCUGGCUACACACCACGAUGCUGCCACGCAACAAUUCUCUUGCAUGCAUCCGCAUCCUUGCAGUUCCCACACAGACUUAGGGCCUAAUUCAGCCCUGAUAACUGUUGUGCGAAAUCUCACAACGGCUGAUUAUCGAAUGACUGCGCAUGCGUAUUCACUGCAAUGCGCAGGCGCGAGGCCAAACAGCGACAGAAUGGUGCAAACAUUUCUAUCGCUAGGCGUACGCAAGGUGAUUGACGUGUAGAGGGCAUUUGUGGGUGUUGUGGGAGUGUCAGCAAAAAUGCAGGCGUUCCCAAGCGUUUUCUGGGAGGUUGUGUCAGCUCUGGCCCGAACAGCCUGAUUCUAUCGCACUGUAGUAGUAAGUUCUGGGCUAUGCACAGACUGUAAAAAUCAGUGAGUUGCGAACAGAUUUGCAGCUGUCCACUGUCUGGCGACAUUUUCGCACGGUGUACACAUGCAUUCGCACACUUGCACGGGGCGUGUUUUCACUCUCUAUGGGCGAUUACUAUCUGAUCUCAGACCUCUUCAAAUUUGCACAGGAGCGAUCAGGUCUGAAUUAGGCCCUUAGAAUGGCACGGAGGCAUGGGAUGAUGUGUGUACUCGCUAUGCCGCAUGCACGGUUUGAUAAAAUUUACUAGUUGCAGCCGUACACAGAACUGUGUAUGAUCCAGAAAGGGGCCCAAUAUCCCUACCAGAGUUUCCAAUAUUAAAAGUCUAGCUUGUGACAUUCUGAAUCUAGGGGCCUAAUUUCAGACCUGAUCACUAGCAGGCGAUUUUUGCACUGCUGCGAACAGAUAGUCGCCGCCUACAGGGGGAGUGUAUUUUAGCUGUGCAAGUGUGCGAUCGCAUGUGUAGCAGAACCGUACAAACAGAUCUUGUGCAGUCUCUGCACAGCCCAGGACUUACUCAGCCGCUGCGAUCACUUCAGCCUAUCCGGGACCGGAAUUGACGUCAGGAACCCUCCCUGCAAAUGCAUGGAGACGCGGCGCCUGCGUUUUCCCAACCACUCCCAGAAAACGGUCAGUUGCCACACACAAACAGCUUCUUCCUGUCAAUCUCCUUGUGAAUGCCUGUGCGAAUGGAUUCUUCACACAAACCCAUCGCUGAGUGGCGAUCUGCUUUGUACCUGUGCGACGCACCUGCGCAUUGCGGUGCAUACGCAUGCGCAGUUUAGACCUGGUGACCUGCUGUACGAGAACGCAGCCUAGCGAUCAGGUCUGAAUUACCCUCUAUGUUAUAUGCACUACUGGCAAAAAAACAUAAUGGCUUUUAUUUAGGGCUGUCAGGUCUCAUGAAAUAUACUGGCAUUAUGGAAACAAACUCAGUUGCAUCUGUAAAUCUGCAUAAGUGCAGCAUUCAGCAUGCAGGUCAUUUUCUAGAACCUGCCCAGUUUUUCCACUAGGGGACCCCAUUUUUUCACCUCUCGGAGUACUACACAACUUUUAGAUAUUGUGUGGUAGAACUAGGGCAGAGGUUUGCCACCAACCAGUCCAAAUUGAGGUCACAUUUGACCCACGUAUUAUAUAGUUUACCUUGGAUUGAUGACAUAGUAUUCGUCCCCCUCAUUAAUUAACCUAUAGUAAUUUAUAAAACCUGACAAAGAAAUUGUUGAAACUGGUAUUGACUUGUCAGCGCUGCAUACUCUCCCUGAAUUUUGCCUUCCUUCCCUACAUAUCCCCCUUCAAUAUGAGUAGAUCCAGGUGAGUACAGUGAAAUAGGAUGAAUCUGUGUUGGGUUCUUGGUCAUCUAGACAGAAGUUCUGGGGCAGAGCAAAUGUCUACCUAAGGCUGUGAAAGGUGUUUAUCACUAAUAAAGCUUUUAAAGUGAAAGACAGGUUUAAGAGCCACUGUUUCUUCUUAGCCAACCAUGAAGUGACCUCCUCUUGUAUAGAUUCAAGAGCAGAUAGCAGAACCUCACACCAGCUGUGUCCACUUUCUGCUUUGGACAAUAGCAUCAAUAACCUCAUGGGUUUGGAGAAUUUGACAUUCCGAACCAUUUUUUAGUAGUAUUUGUAUUUCAUAUGAUAUACAGGGGUUUUGCUUGUUUAUCUUUCCACUGUCUUGGCGAAUUUGGGUUUGCAGCAUCAAAAUGCUCAAUCAAGAGUGGAAGAAAUAAAUGGACUUGUUUUAUAAUAUUUAAUUUUUUUCCUUAAAAUGAAAGGCAGCUAGUUGUAGCACAGAUCUAAGAAGCUAGAGGAAUCUCUAGUAAACCUGCACCUGUCAGAUAACCUGGCAACCCUACUUUCACUAUAACAAAAUCUUGGCUUUGCCCCUUUAUAAGAGACGUGAAUCUGAAGAUAAUUAUCUGUUCCCACAUUUGGCAGAUUUUGUUACUGAAUUAACUGGCCUCCAUUUAAUAUUUAAUAUAAAACCGUACUUGGGAGAAGACAAAUAAUUCCUGGAUAAAAUGGGUCAGAUUGAUGUCUAUGCCUUUCUUGUCCCCAAAAACUGCACUUCUGAACAUACAUACCCUUGAACCAUAUCUGCUAUGUCUAUGUCAUAUAAACUGAAUAAUUCAUACCUGAUUUUAAAGUUACAGACUGGUAAGCAACGCAUGCUAAUUAUAUACUCCCAGAGAACAUGCACGGCUAAGAUAUAAUGUAAAUGCACAUUUUUUUCCCCAUAAUGCAUUGUUGUUCAUGGCAAAGUUGUAAAUAUUUCUUAUUUAAAAAUAUUUUAGGCCGGGUAGAAUUUAACAACUGCAUUCCAUGGGGAAAAAAACAUGUCUGACAGAGGCCUUGCAAUGUGCUUAUGUGCCCCUGAAAGAUAGAAGGUUAAUGUAAAUAUAUCAUAGUUAUAAAUAAUAAUAUUAAUAUGCACUCAAAAUGUUAAAAUGUGUAAUAUUUUUUUUGUGUGGAAAAGUUUAUAUUUGAAAUGUACAGGGUUAAGCAUUCAUUAGUCAAAUGUUGCUUAGUGUUAAAUCUUCCUUAACUAUUAUUACAAUGGGGGAGAUUUAUCAAAGUUCGGGAAGACAUAAAGUGGGUAGACAUAAAGUACCAACUAAUCAGCUGCUAAUUGUCAUUUAGCAGGCUGUGGUUGAAAAAUGACAGUUAGGAGCUGAUUGGUUGAUACAUUAUCUCUUUCCACUUUAUCUCUCUCCAAGCUUUGAUAAAUCUCCCCCAUGUUCUGUGCCACUUUCAGAUUCAAGUGUAACUGUCUACCUCAAUAUAUUUCAAAUAUCUACAAACUGAAAGAUUUCCUGAGGUAAAUUAAUAUUCAAAACCAUUUUACCAUACAUAUUAC
Molecule: messenger RNA, 7352 nt
Organism: Pseudophryne corroboree (corroboree frog)
Lineage: Eukaryota; Metazoa; Chordata; Amphibia; Anura; Myobatrachidae
Gene: GDF6
Product: growth differentiation factor 6
Exons: 2
Coding region: 57-1235 (392 amino acids)
Biological process (GO): BMP signaling pathway
Cellular component (GO): extracellular region
Molecular function (GO): growth factor activity; cytokine activity
Source: RefSeq, a predicted model, not a curated record